UACUUUGGCUUGAUAAGCGGAAGGGAGGUAAGAAGAAGGAGAGAAGCCGCGGGCGCUGCCGUCCUUGCUGUCGUCGUCUUCUUGGACUUUCAUUGGCUAUGAGUCCGGCCCAAAAGCCGCCGCUGUCGCGGUCUUCCCGCAAUAGCCGAGCGCCUCCUCAACAGCAGCGCAGGGGACUCUUGACUGAGAUUCGGACGCCCCUUCUCACCGAGCCCUUCGAGGCCCGCUAUACCCUCAGCCCCGGCCGCGAACUCGGCAGGGGGAAAUUUGCAGUAGUAAGGAAAUGUAUAAACAAAGAGACUGAAAAAGAGUUUGCGGCAAAGUUCAUGAGGAAAAGAAGAAAAGGCCAAGACUGUCGAAUGGACAUAAUUCAUGAGAUUGCAGUCCUGGAAUUAGCACAAUGCAAUCGAUGGGUUAUUAACUUGCAUGAAGUAUAUGAGACGCCAACAGAAAUUAUUUUGGUUUUGGAAUAUGCUGCUGGUGGAGAAAUCUUUGACCAGUGUGUAGCUGAAAGAGAAGAUGCCUUCAAGGAAAAAGAUGUUAAGCAUCUCAUGAGGCAGAUUUUAGAAGGAGUUUCCUUUUUACAUCAAAAUAAUGUAGUUCAUCUUGACUUGAAGCCGCAAAACAUUUUGUUAACUUGUGAAUCGCCAUUGGGAGAAAUUCGGAUAGUUGACUUUGGACUUUCCAGAGUAAUGAAAAAUAAUGAAGAACUAAGAGAAAUUAUGGGAACACCUGAAUAUGUUGCUCCAGAAAUUCUAAACUAUGAUCCAAUCAGCACUGCAACAGAUAUGUGGAGCAUUGGAGUGUUAACAUAUGUCAUGCUAACAGGAGUGUCACCAUUUUUGGGGAAUGAUAAACAAGAAACAUUCUUAAAUGUAUCUCAGAUAAAUGUAAAUUACUCUGAAGAUUUUGAUCUUGUAUCUGAAUAUGCAGUAGAUUUCAUCAAAUCUCUUUUGAUUAAAAAACCUGAGAAACGGGCAACUGCAGAAGAAUGUUUGCUGCAUUCUUGGCUGGCUCAAACUGAUAUUCCUGAUAAAAUACGCUGUAUUAAAAACACAGAAGAUGAAACAAAUGCCAUUAUUGUAAAUGAAGUCUCUACAUCUGAAAAUUCUAGAAAUGGAGAAAAAACAGAAGAACCAGUAGUAAAAGAAGAGCUUAUUUUAAUGGCUUCCUAUACACUGGGUCAAUGCAGGCAAUCAAAAAAAGAUAAAAUUGUUACACACAAAACUAUUUCAAAAUUAUUUAAAUUUAAGGAACCAUUUCUCCAUGAAAUACCUGGAGUUUACUGAAAAUACUGAAUACCUGCAAUUUAUUGAAUUGCAGCUUGUUUCUACUUUGAGCCCUAACUUGCCUGAUUGGCUCUUUUCUUUUAGAUCAAUUAUGUACAGCCAAAUAACAUUCAUAUAAAAAUUGUAAAGUAGAAGGAAAAUAUUAAAAAAUCAUCUGCCAAACACCUUAAUAUUCUAUGGAAUUGAUAAUAUUGGAAAUACUUAAUAUAGAAAAAAGUUGAAACAUUAGUUUAUUUUAAAAUAUCCAAUACAUGUAAAGCAUUGUUUUAGAUGUUCUGUUCAAUUACGUAUUCAUGGUAGAUAUUUCAGUUGCCUGAAUAAAACUGAUGUAUUUUUUCAGGUGCAUAAAAUAGCUAGUUAGAAUUUGAAUACUAGUAUAUAAGUUUCCAGAUUUCAUAAUUUAAUAUUAUUUCUGAUAAAUACCUCUAUCUGUACUCCUAACUUUAAUUUUAAUGUUUGUCAUUGGGAAAAGAAGUUUUUUUGAAAUAUGUAUAUUAGUUUUGGUAUUUAAUUUAUAUACUUAUCAUUUGGGACCAAUAAUGCUGUUCUUCAGUUAUUAGGGAAAAAUGCAAAGUAUUUUUAGUUUCUAAUAUGUUCAGAUAGACUUGUAUCUAAUUUGGCCAGUGGGCUUUUACUGAUCCUAUUUUUAGCUUUGCUCCUAAAUUUAUUUUAUUUCAACACUCCUAGUUUAUCAAGAUGUUUUGUCUUCUUUAAAAAAAUUGAUCACAGAAAUAUAUAUAUCUUACUAUUUUGCAGAUUUUUUCUUCUACUUAUAAAAGGAUAGCUGUGCUAUAACUCAAAGAAUGAAAGACCCCUAGAAACCUACUUAUUUGCAGAAUGUACAUCAUGCAGUUUAUCUAUCAUCAUUUGUUUGCUUCUUAAAAUUUAUAUUCUACAUUCAUGAAAAGUGCUUUAUUUCUAAUAGAUUCAGAACCAUAUUUAGACUGUAGGAUUCAAAUAGAAUAAUUUGAUUAAUUUUCUGUAAAAUUUCAACAUUAGUGCACUAGAAAACUUGAAGAAAUGUUCAGUAUGAAGCUAGUAUAUUAAUUUAUAUUAAGUAUAAAUGCAAGUUUCUGACUCCAUACUUCUUUAUAAGGAAUUGUGAGGCUCUAGCAAUGCUUCUCACAAGUUAAAAAUGGAAUUUCAAGGAAACAUUGAUUUGGUGCUUAUUAUUAAUUAAUACAAUAUUUGUGUUUGUGUCUUUUCAUAUUUCAAUUCAGGUGCAUUCUUAAUAUAUAUAUAUUUUUCUUAGCUCGUAGUUGUAAAUCUGAAAAAACUAAAGGGUUUUACAAUUAUGAGUUACCUAUACAGAAUGAAACCAUGAUUUAUUGUAACUGGAUAAAGAGGAUGUCUGUUAUUUUCAAUUGCAUAUUAAAUUGGACACUAUGUCAUCCACAACAAGAUCAUUACACAAGUGAUGUGAAUUAUGUUAUUUGUAUUAUUUUUGUUACUGUAUGAUUAUA
This is a messenger RNA of Protobothrops mucrosquamatus (brown spotted pit viper), 2752 nucleotides long. It is a transcript of the gene STK17A, whose product is annotated as serine/threonine kinase 17a. Gene Ontology annotation, molecular function: ATP binding; protein serine/threonine kinase activity. Lineage: Eukaryota; Metazoa; Chordata; Lepidosauria; Squamata; Viperidae. The record is from RefSeq and is a predicted model, not a curated record. Bases 99 to 1289 code for a protein of 396 amino acids. The transcript has 7 exons. Gene Ontology annotation, biological process: positive regulation of apoptotic process; intracellular signal transduction; protein phosphorylation. Gene Ontology annotation, cellular component: nucleus.